UACACUGCUUCCUGUGUCCUGUUGCCUCACAGGUAUUAUGGAGGGGAAAAGCUGCCACUAGGGUGGAGAUAGAGCAGCUGAUUCCUGACUUUGAACAGCUAGACACAAGGGUACAAGAGCCCAACUUGGAGUUGUGUGGUUGCUGAAGGGUGAAAUGCCGGUCAAGAUCUUGGUGUGCAAUAUCUCUCACAAUGAAGAGCCGGAUACCUCUUGUUCUCCUCGCCUGCGGCUCCUUUAACCCCAUCACAAACAUGCACAUGCGUUUAUUUGAGCUGGCAAGAGAUCACCUUCACCAAACAGGAAGGUACCGGGUGAUUGAAGGUAUCAUUUCUCCGGUCAGCGAUAACUAUGGAAAGAAAGGCUUGGUUUCAGCAAGGCACCGGGUAGCUAUGGCUCAGCUUGCACUGGAGACAUCAGACUGGAUUAGAGUGGAUCCAUGGGAGAGUGAACAGGAGAAGUGGACUGAGACUGUAAAGGUGCUAAGGCACCAUUAUAAUGAGUCGCUCAGAUCGCUCCAUUUCAGGAAGGAACUCAUGAGAAACAAUUGGCCCACAGAAAGAGCUACUGAGGAUUUCCUUUCUUCAUUGGACCCAGUUUCCCCAGAGUUAAAGCUGCUUUGCGGAGCUGACAUUCUGAAGACAUUUAGUACACCUAAUCUCUGGAAGGAGGAACAUAUUAAAGAAAUAGUAGAAAAGUUUGGUUUGGUGUGUAUUAGCCGUGCUGGCUCUGACCCUAUUCAGUACAUCAGUGAAUCAGAACUUCUAACUCGAUUCCAUCACAAUAUCCACCUGGUCACAGAAUGGAUUCAGAAUGAAAUCAGUGCCUCGCAUAUACGACAUGCUCUAUGCAAAGGACUAAGUGUGAAGUAUCUCAUUCCAGAUUCUGUCAUUUCCUAUAUUAAGGACUAUAAUAUCUACACAGAAGAGAGUGAGAGGGAAAAAUAAAGGGGAUUUAACUUCAGCCUAUGAAAGUACACAACACAACAAUAAACACACUAAAUGAUUGAUGUUUGUAUUCCACCAAAUGGGGAGAACACAAUGGCAUUUAUUUUUGGAAAAUCCCUGCAAAGCACAAUCUUUGUGUAUGGAGGAAAGUGAAGUAGGUUGUGGGGAGCUGCAACUAGCUAUACUUCUGAAAGUUUGUAGAAUAAUUCAGAACAGUUUUUGUUUUACUGCUGAGUUCAUGCUUUCCUAAGCUGUUAUGUGCAAAGGGCUAUCGGUUUUAAGAUCUCCACUAAGAGUUAAUUUACAUUACAUUUCUUCUGUUUUUAACGCAAAUAUUAAAAUCUUUAGUAAUUUUUGAGGGAUUCUUGUGGUGACUUAAAUUAUCUCAAUGGCUGUAGUUAGUGCUUUCCUGUAUUAUAAUCCUCUAAAACCAGAACUGUUUCAGUUUGAACGUGUCUUGGCCAUUCGCAGGCAGUAAGAAUAAAAUUGUCAUAUUUCUUUCUCAGGAAUAUUUUCAAUAAACUGCUAAAAUGUA
Mauremys reevesii (Reeves's turtle) is the source of this 1479-nucleotide messenger RNA. RefSeq names its product nicotinamide nucleotide adenylyltransferase 3 (gene NMNAT3). Bases 192 to 944 code for a protein of 250 amino acids. Gene Ontology annotation, biological process: NAD+ biosynthetic process. Gene Ontology annotation, molecular function: nicotinate-nucleotide adenylyltransferase activity; nicotinamide-nucleotide adenylyltransferase activity. The transcript is spliced from 5 exons. Gene Ontology annotation, cellular component: mitochondrion. The record is from RefSeq and is a predicted model, not a curated record. Lineage: Eukaryota; Metazoa; Chordata; Testudines; Geoemydidae.